AUGGACACGAAGGCUGCCCAGAUCAACGACGCCUGGAUUGUGGACAACGGAUGUGCUCAGCACGUCUGUAACAAUGCCAUGGGAUUCGUCAAGAUGGACAAAUAUGAUGGUCCACCGUUCCGAAGUGUCGAUACCUCAAUGGCGCCUUCUGGCAUAGGAGUGACAAACUUUUGUGCAAUGGCGGUAGACUCAUGA
Messenger RNA from Penicillium waksmanii, 195 nucleotides. RefSeq lists its product as uncharacterized. Bases 1 to 195 code for a protein of 64 amino acids. Lineage: Eukaryota; Fungi; Ascomycota; Eurotiomycetes; Eurotiales; Aspergillaceae. The record is from RefSeq and is a predicted model, not a curated record. The transcript has a single exon.